AUAAUUAGAGUAACCAUGAAGCCAACAACACUUCCAAAAACCCUCUCUUUGAUCCUUCUCUGUGCUUUCCUCAGCAACCUUCCAUUAGGAUUCUCAAAUGAUGUUGAACAAGUGGUGGACAUAAAUGGCAACCCUAUUUUCCCAGGUGGCAAAUACUACUUGGUGCCAGCUAUCGUUGGUCCACCUGGUGGUGGAGUUAGACUUGGCCGAACUGGGAACUCUCAUUGCCCAGUUACUGUUUUGCAAGAGUUUUCUGAAGUUCAACAAGGCUCUCCUGUCAAAUUCAGCAUACCUGGAAUAAGCCCUGGCAUCAUCUUUACGGGUACCCCUUUGGAUAUUGAGUUCACAGAGACGCCGGAUUGUGCUGAAUCCCCGAAUUGGGUGGCGUUUGUGGAUAAUGAAAUUCAAAAGGCAUGUCUGGGAAUUGGUGGCCCUGAGCAGCACCCAGGGCAACAAACGAUUGAUGGCAAAUUUCACAUUGAGAAAUACAGAUUUGGAUACAAGCUUGUGUUUUGCAUCCGUGGUUCAGACACAUGUUUCGAUAUUGGUACUUAUGAUGCACACAAGGGUGAGGGUGGAAGACGUUUGAAUCUCACUGAGCAUGCACCCUUUGAAGUUGUUUUUGUAGAAGCUUCUCAUUUUGAUGCAGUUAUUAAGUCCGUAGCUUGA
Messenger RNA from Abrus precatorius (Indian licorice), 669 nucleotides. Its product is annotated as kunitz-type trypsin inhibitor-like 2 protein. Gene Ontology annotation, molecular function: endopeptidase inhibitor activity. Lineage: Eukaryota; Viridiplantae; Streptophyta; Magnoliopsida; Fabales; Fabaceae. The record is from RefSeq and is a predicted model, not a curated record. The coding region runs from base 16 to 669 and encodes 217 amino acids. The transcript has 2 exons.